This is a messenger RNA of Hypoxylon fragiforme, 3129 nucleotides long. RefSeq lists its product as uncharacterized. Lineage: Eukaryota; Fungi; Ascomycota; Sordariomycetes; Xylariales; Hypoxylaceae. Gene Ontology annotation, molecular function: zinc ion binding; DNA-binding transcription factor activity, RNA polymerase II-specific. Bases 1 to 3129 code for a protein of 1042 amino acids. The record is from RefSeq and is a predicted model, not a curated record. The transcript has 6 exons. Gene Ontology annotation, biological process: regulation of DNA-templated transcription.
AUGCAUGAUCCUCACCGACCGCCCCUGCCCCCCUCGUCAGCGCAUCCGUCCUUCUCGCCCUAUCCACCGCGAGAUCCCAUCGUGAAAAGAGACCCGGGCGAGGAAACCUCGCUUCCCCAGUUGCGCCGGCCGAACUCGACUGGUACCGUUGCCGACAAUAUACCACAAGGUCCCCAUGGUCCUCAUCAUUCUCAUCCUCAUCCCCCUCCUCCCCCAGACGACCCGCGACGACAUAUGAGUUACGACAACGGGGCACCUAUGCCACCUUCGCCAGCCAUGUAUAGACCGCCGCAGAAUUAUCACCCCCCGCCGACUCCAGUCAGUCAGCAUCCUCAAUAUGACAGCCCUCAGAUGUAUGGCCCGCCGGCAUCCAUGUAUCCCACAUUAGAGAUUGCGACUAGCGCUAAGCGGAAAGCCCAACGCGCCUCACAGGCAUGCGACAGUUGUAGGCAGCUCAAAGCUAAGUGCGACGAAACUAAACCGUGUAAGAACUGCCGAGAGAAGAAUAUCGAUUGCAAAUAUCGAGAUCCUCCAGCAAAACAGCCGGAUAAAGUAACAGCAGAUUUGUUGGAAAUGCUUGCCUCUAUGAGAGAGGAACUAAACACCAAGCUUUCAAGUAUAAACGAAGAACUUGCCGGUCUGAGACAGGACAGCAUGAACCACAACCAGCGGGUGGCCAAUUUGGAGUCCAAGGUCAAACAGCUGAAUUCCGGGAUCGACAUGAAGGUUGAAUCGAUAGAAGAGGAGGAACGACCAAGCUUUCCUGGUUCGCCCCAGCCCACUGGUAAAACGCAAGGCGAUGAAUCAUUAUCUUCUCCUGGUGGGACGGUGGUAGAGCCUAGCCUCACGAUGGAUGAAGCUCACGCCACGCUCCAAGAAGCUAACGACGACGAGCAGAUGGAAGAUAACCCAGGACCACUUGUAACACCUGGCAAGCCUGCUAUGCCUCCGAAUCAUACGACGUUGGCUGGAUUGCUUUUAAAAUGGCCUUCGAUUAAAAGAAUGGUCCAUCAUUUGAUGGAGGCAGAGAAAAUAUAUCACCCUGACGAAUACCCAAUACGACAGGAGCAACAGCGGGGUAUGCUACGCGUCUUUGGAAGAGGCGAGGGGUUCGACCAAGAUAUCCGCGCUUCCGAUAAAGAGACUCCACCGGAUCAUACUAUGACGGAUGUUUUGGAUGACUGCUCAGACGUUGCGUCUCCUUCACCUAUGGGAGAGGCAUGGGGCCAAGUAGGCAGCUUAACUCCCCCACCAGGCGUUGAAUAUAGAGGCGGAGUGGUGAAUGUUGAUGGGAAUCCGGAUUGGGACGCGGCGAAGAUUUGGAGAUACGUGGCCAGCUUCGAGAAAAACAUUCUCAAUAUGCAUCCGAUAAUAAUCCCCAGGGAACUCCACGCGAUGGUCAAGGUAUUCCUUGAGACGUUACCAAAGAACCAAAGCACUCAGGGCAACAAGCUUGGUUUAAACGCGAGAUUUGUCAACCAACCGAGUGCGAUACCUCCGUCGUUCUCUGAAACGGGAACCAAGAGAAAGAGGUCACCCGCCGCUGAUGAGCAGACUCCUUCGACAUCGUUUUUAAAGCCUGGACGACCAUAUCGAAGUGUUCAUAGUGCACUUGUUCUGCUGGUUUUCGCCCUCGGGAAAAUCUGCCAACAUAAGGAUAAAAUCCCAGAAGCGGUUCACGAAUCAGAUUCGCCAAUGCAUCACUCGCCUUCGGUUCGAAACGGCGUUCUAGCUUCUCCUUUGCAGGGAUCACCUCCGGGAAUCAUGUCUCACUCACAAUCCUCGAAUAUGCCCUCUCCCAAGGAGAGUGACCGAAUUCCUAUGAGUCGAAGACCUUCUCUUCAAGGGAAUUCCUCGGGUUCAAGGGGGCCACAUUCGCAUAAGCGGAAUCUAGAUGUGAUUCCUGGUCUCGAAUACUUCGCUCUAGCCAUGGAUAUCAUGGGUAGCCAUAUCGGAGGAUUUAACCUGAAGCAUGUAUAUGUGCAUAUUUUAGCAGGUCUUUAUUAUGGACAGCUUGGGCGUGUUCUUGAGAGUUGGUCGUACAUAUCUCUUGCCAGUCGGAAUCUGCAGGUCAUACUUAGACCGAGCCUCGAUCGACUUUCAAAGUUUCACGAUGCAGGGAAGAGUCUUGGAUCAUCCCGUAGGGACAAUCAGUUGGCCUUCGCUUUCUGGACAUGUCUGCAGUUGGAAAGUGACAUUCUUGCUGAGCUGCCCCUUCCCCACUCAAACAUCUUGCAAUAUGAAGAUAGGAUGCCAUACCCAAACUCCGAGUAUGCCGUCAACCAAGGUUUCUCGGAACACGUCGUAACGGGUUACAUUGCGCAACUGUAUCUUAGGAAACAGCUAAACCAAGUGCACUCACUGCUCUACGACUCCGAGAAGCAAGCCAAACAUAAAAAUGGAAUAACGUUAGACGACCCGGCGAUCGAAGAAGGCAUCAAGGGGAUUGAGGAGAUGCUUAGGAACUCGAGAGAUUUUUGGGUGCCUAAGAGUUACCAGUGGAAUGAUAACGACCUACCGGCAGCAGAUAUACUCGGGGCUCGCCUUCGUGCCAAAUAUUGGGGUUCCCAGGUCAUCCUCUACCGACCUUUUCUGAGGGCAAUACUCGAACGAGAGCCGUGGCCAUACCACAACCAGGGAUCACCAGAUGCUCAGCCAGGCCUAAGCCUCGAAGAAAUGCCCCCGAACGUGGACCCCAGGAUUCUUAACUAUGCUGGCUUAGCCAUCCACGCCCUCGUGGAGAGUACCAGAGCAUUUCACGGGAUACCUAGCAGUCAACGGAUUAUCAUUACCAAUGUGUUUGGAACUGCUCAUGCUCAAUGGGGAAAUCUUUUAACCUUAGCAGCGUGCUUCAAGGAUAGAUACCUACGGAGGUUCAUCGACGGGGAAACCUUGAAAGAACUCUUUUCUAAAACGAUCGCCUUUUUCCAGACGAUCGUCCAGCCUACCAGUGCGCUCAGGGCCGAUAUGAAUAUUCUUAUUGGGUUGGCGAAGGAAUUUGGCUUCCCUUACGAAGAAUACGACCCUGUGUACUCGAGCUUCUCCAGCAUGUCCGGUAGCGGUCCUCAACCAUCUAUGCAUAAUAAUCCCAACGACAACUACCACGGCCCUCCAGGACGCUCGCAUUAA